Molecule: messenger RNA, 1596 nt
Organism: Hansenula ciferrii
Lineage: Eukaryota; Fungi; Ascomycota; Saccharomycetes; Phaffomycetales; Wickerhamomycetaceae
Gene: ASK1
Product: Ask1p
Exons: 1
Coding region: 1-1596 (531 amino acids)
Biological process (GO): attachment of spindle microtubules to kinetochore
Cellular component (GO): mitotic spindle; mitotic spindle pole body; DASH complex
Source: RefSeq, a predicted model, not a curated record
AUGGCUAAUAGAUACAAUGAUAUACAGGGACAGGCAAACAAGAGAAAGUCCAUCUUCACUCCAAGAAUAAACAAUAAUACUUCACAAGAAACUUCAACUCAAGCUAUUGAAUUGGAAAGAAUUGAACAAGAAAUCACAUUAACUUUACAAUCAAUUGAUAAAAAUUUUGCUAAAAGUCAUAGAAUUAUAAAUGAAAAAUUAAUACCUAUAAUAACAAAAUAUCAUCAAAAUUCCAUUAAAAUUGAUCAAAGUGUUGGGUUUUGGAAAAAUUUCUUACAAUUUAGUGCAAAUUCGGAAUUAAAAGGUUAUGAAGAAGCUCAAUUAAAUAAUCAAUCAACUGAAUUAUCCGUGGAGCAAAGUAAUGUUGGUGAUGGUGAAUUCACAGGGAAUGAUACAUUACAAGAAAAUGAACAAUUAAGUCCAAUAAAACCAAAUAAUCAUAAUCAUCAACCCAAUGAUUUCUUACAAGAAUCAACAAAUCAUAAUACAAUGCAACAACAUCAUUAUAAUGUAAAUUUUAAACCAAGAGAAGAAUCUACAAUGGAAUUCCCCAAAUCAAAUCCAAUAAUGCCCAUUACACAAUCUCAAAAACAAUCAAAUAAUAAUUUUGGUUUUGAUACAAGUGAUAGUAUAUUACCACCAAUUCCACAAAGUAUAAAUUUAUCAAAUUCAAUAAAUAAUGGUACUGAAUUAAAUCAAACAACUCCAACUUUACAAAGAACUAGAGAAUUUGUUAAACCUGAUGUUAGAACUUAUGAUUUACAUCAUAAUUUAGAUAAAGUUUUAAAAGUUCAAAUUUCACCAAGAAGAUCAAAUAUCACAAAACAUGGUAUAGUUAAUCAAAUUACUCCCAAGAGAUCAGAUUUAUAUAAAAAAAGAAAAUCUUUGAUUGCACAAAAAUUUGAUUCUUCACCUUUUGAUAUUGAAACUCCAAAAUUGACUUCAGAUAUUCAAUUAAGUCCAAUAAAAACAAAUCGUUCCCCAUUAAGAAAAACCAUGAUAAGACAAGGUCAAGUAAGAAUUCAAGAUCAAGAAGAAGCUCAACGAUUCCCACAUACCCCAAAAUAUGGUGCAAAUGGUCAACUAUUACAUACAACAGAUCAAACAACAAGAACUGCACAAAGAUAUAGUAAUCAAGGCUUAUUACAACUAGAACCACAACUUCAACAUCAACCAGAACUCAAUAGAUUUGAUGAUUCAGAAUCAACACCACAAUUAUCUCCACCAAUUACAAUACAAAUGGGUCCAUUAAAUUCAAGAAAUCCAAAUUUAAGAAAAACUCCUUCUAAAAUAGCUGCACAAAAUAUAGUUCAAGAUAUUUUAGAUAAUGUUGGUGGUAAUGAUAGUGGUCUUAGUGGAUUUGAAGAAUUUGGGGCAAGUGCUGCAACAACAAAUAAAGCAAAUAAACCUACAGAGACUAGAUAUAAUUUUGAUUCAACAGAUAAUUCAUUAUUUAAUGAUGAAAUUUUACAAAAUAAAGAAAUUGAGAACCCAAAGCUAGGAGAUCAAGAAAAGGGAGAUAUCCCUGAAUUUGAUGCCUUUUUAGAUGGGAAUCAACAACAAAAGGGUGAUAAUCCGGAUUGGAGUGAUGAAUAA